Diaporthe batatas is the source of this 1725-nucleotide messenger RNA. RefSeq names its product Elongator subunit ELP3. Gene Ontology annotation, cellular component: nucleus; cytoplasm; elongator holoenzyme complex. The transcript has a single exon. The record is from RefSeq and is a predicted model, not a curated record. Bases 1 to 1725 code for a protein of 574 amino acids. Gene Ontology annotation, biological process: tRNA wobble base 5-methoxycarbonylmethyl-2-thiouridinylation. Lineage: Eukaryota; Fungi; Ascomycota; Sordariomycetes; Diaporthales; Diaporthaceae. Gene Ontology annotation, molecular function: iron-sulfur cluster binding; acyltransferase activity, transferring groups other than amino-acyl groups.
AUGUCGACGACAACGGUGACGAUGACGGAGCCGAAGCGCAAGAAAGGCGCGGACCUUCCUCCAGAAAACGAGCGCUUCCUCCGGUGCUGCGCAGAUGUCGCCAACGUCCUCAUAGAGGACCAUGAGGCUUCCCAGGAUUCUACGCGUCCAAAGAAGGACCUGAACUUGAACUCGCUGCGCUCCAGGCUCGCCAAAAAGCACAAGCUCAACACCAUGCCCUCCCUGACUGCGAUCAUCGCCGCCGUCCCCGAACACUACAAAAAAUACAUCCUGCCCAAGCUAGUCGCAAAGCCAAUCCGGACAUCAUCGGGCAUAGCAGUUGUCGCCGUCAUGUGCAAGCCACAUCGAUGCCCACACAUUGCAUAUACCGGCAACAUUUGCGUCUACUGCCCCGGAGGGCCUGACUCCGACUUCGAGUACAGUACCCAGUCAUACACCGGCUACGAGCCCACGUCAAUGCGAGCGAUCCGAGCAAGAUACGACCCAUUUGAGCAGGCACGUGGCCGUGUCGAUCAACUCAAGUCAUUAGGGCAUUCGGUGGACAAGGUGGAAUACAUCAUCAUGGGAGGCACGUUCAUGUCUCUUCCAGAGUCGUACAGGGAUGACUUCAUAUCCCAACUGCACAAUGCAUUGAGCGGAUACCAGACAUCGAACGUGGACGAGGCAGUCGAGGCUGGUGAACUGAGCAAUACCAAGUGCGUGGGCAUCACUAUCGAAACACGGCCGGACUAUUGCCUGCAACCGCAUCUGUCGAGCAUGUUGCGCUACGGCUGCACACGACUGGAGAUUGGAGUGCAGUCUCUGUAUGAGGAUGUUGCAAGAGACACCAAUCGGGGACACACUGUCGCCGCGGUAGCAGAGACGUUCAGCCUCGCCAAGGACGCUGGAUUCAAGGUUGUCAGCCACAUGAUGCCCGAUCUACCAAACGUGGGGAUGGAGCGCGACCUCGACCAGUUCCGAGAAUACUUCGAAAAUCCAGCAUUCCGCACUGACGGCCUGAAGAUUUACCCAACCUUGGUCAUCAGGGGUACAGGCCUCUACGAGCUAUGGCGAACGGGCCGCUACCAGAACUACACCCCAAACGGACUCAUAGAUCUUGUCGCGCGUAUCCUGGCGCUCAUCCCACCUUGGACUCGUAUUUACCGUGUUCAGCGCGACAUUCCGAUGCCGCUUGUCACCUCUGGCGUUGAGAACGGAAACCUCCGCGAACUGGCCCUCGCCCGCAUGAAGGAUUUCGGCACGACUUGUCGUGACGUGCGGACCCGUGAGGUUGGUGUCAAUGAAGUCAAGAACAAGAUUCGCCCCAAUCAGAUCGAGCUCGUUCGCAGAGACUACACAGCAAACGGAGGCUGGGAGACAUUCCUCGCCUACGAGGACCCUAAACAGGAUAUCCUCGUCGGAUUACUGCGCUUACGAAAGUGCACCGAGAAGUACACGUACCGCGAGGAGCUUAUCGGCCAGCAGACAAGUUUGGUCCGUGAGCUUCAUGUCUAUGGAACAGCAGUACCUGUGCAUGCCAGGGAUCCCAAGAAAUUUCAGCACCAAGGUUUCGGAACCCUGUUGAUGGAGGAGGCGGAGAGAAUAGCCAGAGACGAGCACGGGAGCGACAAAAUAAGUGUUAUUUCAGGCGUCGGAGUGAGGAGCUAUUACAAAAAGCUCGGUUACUGGCUAGAUGGGCCCUACAUGAGCAAGUGGCUGGAUGGCCGUCCGGGCAGGCUGGACUGA